UCCGGUUGCCGGGGCUGAGUCGGAAGUGUUGAAAGCCCUUGGCCUCGGAGAGUUCCCGGUGCUGCCGCCGCUGGCACCCUCAGGCCCCGCCCCUCCCCCAGGUCUGGAUGGAGUCUGCUUUAAAGUGAAAUGACAGACCAGGACAAUAACAACAACAUCUCCAGUAACCCUUUUGCUGCUCUCUUCAGUUCCCUGGCCGAUGCCAAGCACUUUGCAGCGAUCCAGAAGGAACAGCUGAAGCAGCAAUCUGAGAAAUAUAUGUUUACAAGAUCAAAUUUUCUGGCAGAUGAACCCUCCGCUAGCCCUGACGACUCAGAUAACAGUGUGUCGGAAAGUCUGGAUGACUGUGACUAUUCUGUCUCUGAGAUUAGCCGAUCAUUCCGUUCCCAGCAGGAGAUAUGUGAGCAGCUCAACAUCAAUCACAUGAUCCAAAGGAUUUUCCUCAUCACCCUGGACAACAGUGACCCAAGCAUGAAAGGUGGUAAUGGGAUCCCCAGCCGCUGUGUGUAUUUGGAGGAACUGGCAGGAGACUUGGACGAACAAGACUGGCUUGAUAUGAACAACAUUGAGCAGGCCCUCUUUACCCGAUUGCUGCUUCAGGAUCCAAGCAACCACUUGAUUAACAUGACCUGCUCCACAACAUUAAACCUCUCUGCAGAUCGAGAUGCAGGGGAGAAGCACAUUCUUUGCUACCUGUAUUCCUGUUUCCUAAGAGCAAAAGAGGAGAUUACCAAAGUACCAGAAAACCUGCUGCCCUUUGCUGUGAGGUGUAGGAACCUAACUGUGUCUAAUACCCGGACCGUCCUCCUCACCCCAGAGAUUUAUGUUGACCAGAAUGUCUACGAUCAGCUGGUAGACCUCUUGUUGGAAGCAAUUCGAGGGGCCCAUUUUGAAGAUGUAACUGAGUUCCUUGAAGAGGUCAUUGAAGCCUUGACAGUGGAUCAGGAAGUUCGGACAUUUCAAGAAGUUAUGGUUCCAGUAUUUGACAUUUUGUUGAGCAGAAUAAAAGACUUGGAUCUCUGUCAAAUCUUGCUAUACACAUAUCUAGAUAUGCUUCUGUAUUUCACAAGGCAGAAGGAUAUUGCGAAAGUUUUUGUACAGUACAUUCAACCCAAGGACCCCAGCAAUGGACAGAUGUACCAGAAGACUUUACUGGGAGUAAUUCUGAGUAUCUCCUGCUUGUUAAAGACUCCAGGGGUAGUGGAGAAUCACAGCUACUUCUUGAAUCCAUCCCGAUCCAGUCCCCAGGAGAUCAAAGUGCAGGAGGCCAACAUCCAUCAGUUCAUGGCUCAGUUCCACGAAAAGAUUUACCAGAUGCUGAAGAACUUGCUCCAGCUCUCUCCAGACACCAAGCAUUGGAUCUUGUCCUGGCUUGGAAAUUGCCUAUAUGCCAACACAGGCCGCACCAAGAUCUGGGCCAAUCAGAUGCCAGAAAUCUUCUUCCAGAUGUAUGCCUCAGAUGCCUUCUUCCUGAAUCUGGGUGCUGCCCUCCUGAAGCUAUGCCAGCCAUUUUGCAAACCUAAAUCCCCUAGGCUGCUAACCUUUAACCCUACCUACUGUGCCCUCAAAGAGUUGAAUGAUGAAGAGAGAAGGAUAAAGAAUGUGCAUAUGAAAGGUUUGGAUAAAGAGACCUGUUUGAUCCCUAAAGAGAGUGACCAGGAGAUGCAGUUUGCCCAAAACUAUAACCUGGUAACAGAGAACCUGGUUCUGACACAGUACACCUUACACGUGGGAUUUCACAGGUUGCAUGACCAGAUGGUAAAGAUCAACCAGAGCUUGCACCGGCUGCAGGUUGCCUGGCGUGAGGCUCAACAAAGCGCCAGCCCCACCGCGGACAGCCUUCGAGAGCAGUUUGAGCGCCUGAUGACAAUCUAUCUCUCCACCAAGACUGCCAUGACUGAGCCGCAGAUGCUACAAAACUGCCUCAAUUUGCAGGUGUCCAUGGCUGUUCUUCUGGUUCAGCUAGCCAUUGGCAACCAAGGCACAGAGCCAGUAGAGCUGACCUUCCCUUUGUCAGAUCAGUACAGCUCUUUGGCUUAUGUGCCAGAAUUUUUUGCGGAUAACCUGGGAGAUUUUCUUAUUUUCCUACGGCGCUUUGCUGACGACAUCCUGGAGACAUCAGCUGAUUCACUGGAGCAAGUUCUUCAUUUUGUCACUAUUUUCACUGGGAGUGUAGAGAGAAUGAAAAACCCCCACCUGAGGGCCAAACUGGCAGAGGUGCUGGAGGCAGUCAUGCCACACCUGGACCAAGCCCCAAAUCCCCUGGUGUCCAGCGUGUUCCACCGUAAGCGUGUGUUCUGCAGCUAUCCCUACGCAGCCCAGCUUGCUGAGGCACUCAUCAAAGUCUUUGUAGACAUCGAGUUUACAGGAGACCCCCAUCAGUUUGAGCAAAAGUUUAACUACCGCCGCCCCAUGUAUCCUAUCUUAAAGUACAUGUGGGAAACAGACACCUACAGAGAAAGCAUAAAGGCUCUAGCUGAUUAUGCCUCUGAAAAUUUGGAGGCCAUGAAUCCUCCUCUCUUUCUCCGCUUCCUUAACCUGCUGAUGAAUGAUGCUAUCUUCCUACUGGAUGAAGCCAUACAGUACUUGAGCAAGAUAAAGAUUCAGCAGAUUGAGAGGGACCAAGGUGAAUGGGACAAUUUGUCUCCCGAGGCCCGCCGAGAAAAGGAGGCCAGUCUGCAAAUGUUUGGGCAGCUGGCUCGAUUCCACAACAUCAUGUCUAAUGAAACCAUCGGUACCUUGGCCUUUCUAACAUCAGAAAUCAAGUCCCUCUUUGUACACCCCUUCCUGGCUGAACGAAUCAUCUCUAUGCUAAACUACUUCCUACAGCACUUGGUUGGUCCUAAGAUGGGAGCCUUAAAAGUCAAGGACUUCAGCGAGUUUGACUUCAAACCCCAGCAGCUUGUUUCAGACAUCUGCAACAUCUACUUAAACCUUGGUGAUGAGGAGAAUUUCUGUGCCACUGUGCCCAAGGAUGGGCGAUCUUAUUCCCCAAUGCUGUUUGCUCAGACGGUCCGAGUCCUGAAGAAAAUAAACAAGCCUGGAAAUAUGAUUGUGGCUUUCAGCAAUCUGGCAGAGAAGAUCAAGUCACUUGCAGAUCUCCAGCAACAGGAGGAAGAGACCUAUGCAGAUGCCUGUGAUGAGUUUCUAGAUCCCAUCAUGAGCACACUGAUGUCAGACCCCGUGAUGCUGCCAUCUUCCAGAGUCACUGUGGAUAGGUCCACAAUAGCCAGGCAUCUGCUCAGUGAUCAGACUGAUCCCUUUAAUCGUAGCCCCCUAACUAUGGACCAGAUCCGGCCAAACACAGAACUGAAAGAGAAAAUUCAACAGUGGCUCGCUGAGAGGAAAUUACAGAAGGAACAACUUGAGUAAAUACUGUGAAUUUAACAAACCAAAAGCCAACCCCAAGAA
Molecule: messenger RNA, 3411 nt
Organism: Vombatus ursinus (common wombat)
Lineage: Eukaryota; Metazoa; Chordata; Mammalia; Diprotodontia; Vombatidae
Gene: UBE4A
Product: ubiquitination factor E4A
Exons: 20
Coding region: 130-3372 (1080 amino acids)
Biological process (GO): protein polyubiquitination
Cellular component (GO): cytoplasm; nucleus; ubiquitin ligase complex
Molecular function (GO): ubiquitin-ubiquitin ligase activity
Source: RefSeq, a predicted model, not a curated record